Messenger RNA from Parus major (Great Tit), 1933 nucleotides. It is a transcript of the gene HNRNPUL1, whose product is annotated as heterogeneous nuclear ribonucleoprotein U like 1. Gene Ontology annotation, molecular function: protein kinase activity; protein binding. The coding region runs from base 56 to 1933 and encodes 625 amino acids. The record is from RefSeq and is a predicted model, not a curated record. NCBI's taxonomy places the organism in Eukaryota, Metazoa, Chordata, Aves, Passeriformes, Paridae. The transcript is spliced from 14 exons. Gene Ontology annotation, biological process: protein phosphorylation.
GGGAGCGGUGGCGGCCAUUUUGAUCGGGCCCCGUGAGGGGCCGUGAGGGGCGGCCAUGGAGGCGCGGCGGCUGCGGGUGCAGGAGCUGCGGGACGAGCUGGGCCGCCGCGGCCUGGACACUCGCGGGCUCAAGGCCGAGCUGGCCGAGCGGUUGCAAGCGGCGCUGGACAGCGAAGGAGCUCGGCGGGGGGACGCGGUGGGCGCUGAGGACCGAUACGGCCUCGACAACCAUAGCCAUGAGCCUCAGGGUGGCUACCAGGAGCCUCAGGGUGGCUACCAGAGCCACCAGGGCCAGGAGCCCCAGGGCUACCAGGGCCACCAAGGCCAGGACCAUCAGGGCCACCAGGAGCCCCAGGGCUACCAACCCUACGAGGGUCACGAGCCCGAAGCCGAGCCGGGCUACGAGAGGGGAGCCCUGGACCAGGAGCCCCCUGGGCUGCCCCCAGGUGGGGUUGGGGGGCUCUGGGGGGGCAUUUUGGGGGUCCCNAUUUGGGGGCUGGACGAGCGGCUCCGGGUGCGCGUGGCCGAUUUCGGGCUCUCCAAGCAGGUGGGCGGCUCCCAGUAUUACCGGCAGGGCCGCGGGGCGCCCGUGCCCGUCAAGUGGGUGGCCCUGGAGAGCCUGGCCGAGCGCGUCUACACCACCAAGAGUGACGUGGCGCUGUCCCCGCGCACCCUGCUGGGAUUCAUGGCCGACAUCGCGGCCGGGAUGAGCUACCUGAGCCAGAGGAACUUCGUGCACCGGGACCUGGCGGCGCGGAACUGCAUGAGCCGGAAGCGUCCGUUCGAGGAUCGGGGCAGGGGCUACUACGAGCACCGCGAGGAGAAAAGGGGCCGCUCCCCGCAGCCGCCGGCCGAGGAGGAGGAGGAGGAUUUCGACGACUCCCUGGUGGCCGUGGACACCUAUAACUGUGACCUGCACUUCAAGGUGGCGCGGGACAGGUACGGGGGGCACCCGCUGACCAUCGAGGGCUUCGCCUACCUGUGGUCAGGGGCCAGGGCCACCUACGGUGUGCGGCAGGGCCGCGUCUGCUUCGAGAUGAAGGUGAUGGAGGAGAUCUCGGUGCAGCACCUGCCAUCCUCAGAGCCCGACCCCCACGUGGUGAGAGUGGGCUGGUCCCUGGACUCGUGCAGCACCCAGCUGGGGGAGGAGCCCUUCUCCUACGGCUACGGCGGCACCGGCCGCAAGUCCACCGACGCCAAAUUCCAGAGCUACGGAGAGACCUUCGGAGAGAGUGACGUCAUCGCCUGCCUGGCGGAUUUCGAGGCGGGCGAGGAGGUGGAGCUGUCGUUCCUCAAGAACGGGCGCUGGCAGGGCGUGGCGUUCCGCGUGCGCAAGGACGCGCUGGCCGGCCGGCCGCUCUUCCCGCACGUGCUGGUCAAGAACUGCGCCGUGGAGUUCAACUUCGGCCAGCGGCCAGAGCCCCUGCGGCCACUGCCCCCCGGCUUCACCCUCAUCCAGCACCUGCCCCUCGGACAGCGCCUGCGCGGCACCCGCGGGCCCAGCAGCAAGGCCGAGUGCGAGAUGCUGAUGAUGGUGGGGCUCCCGGCGGCGGGGAAGACAACGUGGGCGGUGAAACACGCGGCCGCCAACCCCGGCAAGAAGUACAACAUCCUGGGGACAAACGCCAUCAUGGACAAGAUGAGGGUGAUGGGGCUGCGGCGGCAGCGGAACUACGCGGGGCGCUGGGACGUGCUGAUCCAGCAGGCGACGCAGUGCCUGAACCGCCUGAUCCAGAUCGCCAGCCCCCCGGGCUGGCAGCAGUUCUACCCCCAGGGCCCCCCCUGGCCCCCCUUCUUCGGCUCCUUCGACUCCGGCGGCUCCCACCAGGUGGACGAGAACCCGGAUCUGGACAACCUGGACAUCGUUUCCCGGGAUUUGGAGGAUCGAUAUUUCGAUGAGGAAGAGCCCAGCGAGGCCCCUCAGCUGGACUAG